AAGGCGUAGAUACUUCUAUGGAUGAUAACAUCAUUUAUGGAUCAACCCCACAAGAUCAUGAUCAAAGGUUGGAAGCAACAAUGAAAGUUGUGAAAGAAGUUGGACUGAAACUUCAAAAAGCAAAAUACGAAGUGGGCGUACAACAGUUGACUUACCUGGGGGACACAAUUUCGGCAGAGGGAUUGAAACCUGAUAAGAGAAAAGUUGAGGUAAUUCAGAACAUGGAAAGACCUGGAAACGAAACAGACCGCCAGAGAUUCCUAGGUAUAAUUAAUUAUCUUGCUAGAUACAUACCAGAUUUAUCCACUAGAACAAUGCCAUUAAUAAAGUUGUUAGACCAGAAUGUGUCAUGGAUGUGGAACAAUGAGCAAGAGAAAGCAUG
Messenger RNA from Paramuricea clavata, 382 nucleotides. Lineage: Eukaryota; Metazoa; Cnidaria; Anthozoa; Malacalcyonacea; Plexauridae. The record is from the annotation of a GenBank genome assembly.